Molecule: messenger RNA, 1212 nt
Organism: Temnothorax curvispinosus
Lineage: Eukaryota; Metazoa; Arthropoda; Insecta; Hymenoptera; Formicidae
Product: mitochondrial RNA pseudouridine synthase Rpusd4-like
Exons: 4
Coding region: 32-1126 (364 amino acids)
Source: RefSeq, a predicted model, not a curated record
AAAACGACUCGCGAAUCUCAGUCGGGGAGAAAUGAAGGGCGUGAUGACUGUAUUCAGAAGCAUGCGGACCAACGAGUUCGCGAUGGCGUUUCGCGCGUGUUACAGAAGGUAUUGCACGACGAAGGGUUACACGACGACGCAGAAGGUGGUCCAUCCAUACAACCAAAUUCACCCGUGGAAAUCGGAGACCGAGUUUGCGAAAGAUUUGCUGAAGAAUGUGAUUUACAAUGAAGAUGGAAUAAUUGCAAUAAACAAACCAUAUGGCAUAUCUAUGCUUAAUAGCAUGCCAAAAACAAACCGACGUCUGCAGUUAACUCACAAGAUUGUAGGUGCAGUGAAUUAUUCUGUACAAGACACUUUGCCAUACCUUGCGAAGGAAUUAGAUGUACCAAUCUUAAUACCGUGCUUGGGAGCAGAAAAAUAUAUGAGUGGCGUAUAUGUUUUUGGAAUUAAUGACAAAGUGUGUCGGCAGAUAGAAAUUGCGAGAAAUCGAACUGCAGGCAAAUAUAAGAAAUAUUGGGCGGUCACGAUCAGAGUUCCGAACGAGAUCAAAGGAAAAUAUCAUCUAGCGAUGAUUUUAAAAAAGUCUACGCUAGGAGACAAAAAGCCUGUUAUCUUGACUCAGUGGAGUAACAACGAGGUGAAGAGAAAUGACGUCAAGAUAUUAAAUAUAGAUUAUAAACUCUUAUCCAAUUCGACGCAUAAUUUGAGUUCCCUAAUAGAAAUCGAAGCAUCCGCGAGAAAGUGGAAUGCUGUCAGGUUAUUCGCUUCCACGAUGCUGUACAGUCCGAUUCUCGGAGAUAAUGUUCACGGAUCGCGCGCCCAAGAAAUCAUGGGUACAUGGUUGAGAGUCGAUCCAUUCUCCGAUUCCUGUUGGGAUAUGCCGAAGAUGAAUCGACAACUGCUAGAUCUGCUAGAUGUGACACCGAGUCAACAAGAAAUUAUUCCGACUCACGUACAUCUGAAAAAUGUGCGCUUAAUUAUAGGCAAAGAGAAAAAAGAUUUAAUAAUAGAUGCACCUUUGAUGGAUCCUUUCGAUUGGACCUGCAAGCAGCUCAAGUUCAAUAUACCGGAUGAAGCAAGGAAUGCUGUUGCAGACGAUGAAAAAGUGUUGGCUCACGUGUAAUAAAUAUGGCGGUAAUUAACUCACACAUUUCUCAAUAAGUAUUGUAAUUGUAAUAAAAAGGAUUUUAAUUAAAUUGAUAAUAUUUA